CCCACCAGAGAGAUGUCCCCGUCCUCUGUAUUCCCGGGAUUCCACACAGGAAGGUCACACCAUCCCCCACCAUCAUCGGGUAGGUGGGACUGAGCAACUAGAACUCAAAAUGUAUUCUAAUCUAUGGAGGACAUUCUUCUGUGUAAUCUCUUGUUUCUUUCUACCAUCUUUGGGGUUUAGGGUGAAGAACUGAAAGACAUCAAAGUUGAGGAUAAAGAGGAAGAAGAAGAGAGGUUGGUGAGUGGAGAUCGACAGUCUAUGGAGGACGGGGAGAUGAUUACGGAAUGUAAACAGGAGGAAUCUUCUCUACAUAUGGACACAACAGAUGACCAUAAUGUCCGGAAUACGUCUGAGGAAUCUUCUGAUAAAUCACAUACCAGGACUCUAAGAUUUCACAGUAGAAAUACUUUAAUAGAUCCGUCUAUUCCCGAGGAAUCUUCUUCAGGGCAGGAAGGAGAUCACACAGAAGAGAGGUCAUUGUCAUGUUCAGUGUGUGGGAAACUUUUCACAAAAAAGAGAUACCUUCUUAAACACAGGAAAUAUCACACUGCUGAGCAUCACCAGUACAGUCACACGGGUGAGCAUUCCUUUUCAUGUUCAGAGUGCGGGAAAGGUUUUAUUCAUAAAUCUGGGCUUGUUGGACAUCAGAGAAGUCACACAGGUGAGCGUCCGUUUUCAUGUUCAGAGUGCGGGAAAUCUUACACUGAGAGAAAAAAUCUUAUUAAACAUCAAAAGAUUCACACGGGCGAGCGUCCCUAUUCAUGUUCAGAGUGCGGGAAGUGUUUCUCUAGUAAACAAAGCCUUCUUGCACACUGGUACAGUCACACGGGUGAGCGUCCCUUUUCCUGUUCAGAGUGCGGGAAAGGUUUCACUGUAAAAAGCAAACUUCUUAUCCACGAAAAAAUUCACACAGGUGAGUCUCCUCAUUCAUGUUCAGAGUGCGGGAAAUGUUUCAUUGAGGAAAUAAAUCUUCUCGUACACCAAAGAAGUCACACAGGUGAGUCUUCUCAUUCAUGUUCAGAGUGUGGGAAAUGUUUCACUGAGGAAAUAAAUCUCAUUAAACACCUGAAGAUUCACACGGGUGAGCGUCCCUAUCCAUGUUCAGAGUGCGGGAAAAGUUUCACUCGGAAAAGAAAUCUUAUUAGACACCAGAAGAUUCACACGGGUGAGCGUCCUUAUUCAUGUUCAGAGUGCGGGAAAGGUUUCAUUGAGAAAGCAAAACUUUUUGUACACCAGAGAGAUCACACGGGUGAGCGUCCUUAUUCAUGCUCAGAGUGUGGGAAAUGUUUUAAAUGGAAAGCGUCUUUUGAUGGACACCAGAAAAUUCACAUAGAUGAGCGUCCCUAUUCAUGUUCAGAGUGCGAGAAAUCUUUCAUUAAGAAAAACGCCCUUCAUGAACACCAGAGAAUUCACACAGGUGAGCGUCCUUAUCCAUGUUCAGAGUGCGGGAAAUCUUUCAUGACGAAAGGACAGCUUGUGCAUCACCAGAGAUUGCACGUGGGUGAACGUUAUUCAUGUUCAGAGUGCGGGAAAUCUUUCACUCAGAAAGGAAACCUUGUGUAUCACCAGAAAAUUCACAUGGGAGAGCGUCCUUAUUCAUGUUCACAGUGCGGGAAAUCUUUCAUUCAUAAAAAAAGCUUUGUGUAUCACCAGAGAACUCACACGAGAUAACAAUCUUUCUCAUGAUAACAGUGGUGUGUUGGGGGUGGGGCGGAAUAUAUUGAAUGUUUUUCAGGUUCAGUUUGAUAGAUCUGAGUCUGCAGGGAUUGAAUUCUAGUAAUAUGAUCCUCUAAACCAGGGGUCUUCCAACUGCAGCCCAUGGACCAGGUGUGCUUUCCUUUAUCUGGCUUGGGGCGCUAUUUCAUUCACCGACACCAACAUUGGGGCACAAUUCCUCCUGAAGCUCAAUUCAAGCUCCUUCCAAUGACACCAAAAAUGGGGCCCAAAGACACCAACAAAGGAUUACCUGUUUAGAUUUACGGAGGAGAUGCGGCAGUAGAAUUAUUGAUCUCACUCAAACGUUCGUGGCGAUACCUCACAUGUGUGGUUUGUACACCGUUUACACAUUUGUGUGCGGCUUACAUUUGCAUUUGCGUCUGCACGUGAGCGUGGAGGGAUGGGGUGCUUUCAAUUUAUUUUUUUCUUCUUUUACUUUUUAUUAUUACACUGUACCUUCAUUUUUUUUUAUCACUUUUAUUCCUAUUACAAGGAACAUAAACAUUCCUUGAAAUAAUAAUAAGGAUGACAGGUCCUCUUUAAUGAGCAAUCUGGGGUCAAAAUGACCCCAGAUCUAUUAGUUACCUUUUUUAACAGCAAAAUCUUUUUUUAUUACUAUAAUUUUUUUUGGUAUUUUGACUUAAAAAAAAAAAAAAUGUUUUGACCCGAGAAUCACAAUAAAAAACCAUAAACAUUCCUUGCAAUAAUAAUAAGGAUGACGGGUCCUCUUUAUUGAGAAAUCUGGGGUCAAAAAUACCCCAGAUCUCUCAUUUACAUUUAAAAGCAAAAUGUUUUUUUUUUUUUGCAUUUUGACUCAACUUCCUGCCCAGCAUAACGGCCGCGCGGAUCGCUCUCGGGCUUUAUUAUAGUUUUAUCUUUUUCUUCUUUUAUAUUGUUUCUUGUCUUCAAUUAUAAAGGUUUUGAUUUAGAUUAUAGCUUUGUUUUUAUUGUUUGUUAACCACUUUAAGAUGUUAAACGCCCUUCCUGUCCACGCCAUUUGUUUGGUUUCACAGUGACUCUUUGACUGACAAUUACUCGGUAAUGCAACUCUGUACCCAAGUGAAUUUUCUAUAAUUUUUCGAGACCGGUAAAGCUUUUUUUGGUUGUAUUUUGUCACUGCUUUUAAUAUAUAAAGAAAUAAGCCGCAACAUUUUAAAAAUGUAUAUGUAUUUUUAUUACUUUCUCUUUUAAAACUGAAAAUAAAUCUUUCUUGAUAAAUUUA
Messenger RNA from Rana temporaria (common frog), 2938 nucleotides. Its product is annotated as gastrula zinc finger protein XlCGF57.1-like. The record is from RefSeq and is a predicted model, not a curated record. The coding region runs from base 259 to 1671 and encodes 470 amino acids. NCBI's taxonomy places the organism in Eukaryota, Metazoa, Chordata, Amphibia, Anura, Ranidae. Gene Ontology annotation, biological process: regulation of cytokine production; regulation of immune system process; negative regulation of transcription by RNA polymerase II. The transcript is spliced from 2 exons.